This is a messenger RNA of Dibothriocephalus latus, 225 nucleotides long. Lineage: Eukaryota; Metazoa; Platyhelminthes; Cestoda; Diphyllobothriidea; Diphyllobothriidae. The record is from the annotation of a GenBank genome assembly.
AUGGAGGGUGCUGGCCACCAGGCCUAUGCCGUGUACGCCCAUGAGUUCAACUAUUACGUAAAUGCUGUUGCUCUACUGGUGGAUGAAGGUUGCGAGUUUCGUCCGGGUAGUGAGGACCUUGUCCGCGUUGACCAAUCGACGCCGUCGAUUCAGCGUCCUCUUGCUGGCUCUUUUCGUGCACGCGAAGAAAGUCCGGAAGACAGCCAGGACCCAGCUCUACCCUAA